CCGAUGACGUCGUGAGUCUAUUGUGCGUGUGUAUGUGUGAGACUACAGCAGCGGUGUCUAAUCAUUAGCUCUGUCCUUUCUUCUUCUCUACCAAAAAACAAGGAAAAACAAACAACAACAAAGACAGAACUUCUCCGACAAAUAUGACUAUCUAUAAAUUCCAGCCGAUAGGCAAAAAGCCUAAAGCAGACGAAGAACAGCCUGAUAUUCUGAAUGAGUCGUUGACUGGCGACAAAGAUAAAGAUGCUGACUCUUCAAAGUCUGCUAAAGCAAUCCAUGUGACAUUCAUUCCAAAGAGAUCGAAGACAUGUGUGAAUCUCAGUUUGCUUUUCUUCUCUUUAUUGGUUCUUUCUGCUGGUGUUAUAGGUGGAAUUUACUUGUAUACACGCCUGAGACAGAAGGUAACCAGAGGGCGAUGUGGAGUAACCUAUGUUCAGGAUUUUGUUAUGAGGAAUUAUAAGCAUUCUUCCCCAGUGUCCAACAAGCUUCAAACUCAUGGGCACCCAGACUCAAACCUUCGUGCAAUUUCAUUUUUUGAAGAAAAUGUUGAAGUAAUUGACAAUUAUUUUGAAAGAGUUGAGAUACCCAAAUUUGAUGAUUGUAAGGAUGCAGUGAUUUUUCAUGAUUUUGAAAGGAACUUUACUACUAUCGUGGACAAAGACAUUAAAAAGUGUUUUGUUAUGAAAUUGAACCAGUCUGUUAUUGCUCCUCCCAAGAAUCUGUUGGAUUUGCUUACUAAGUUAAAUACUGGCUACUAUGUUCCUCGUGCUACUGUUGUAAGACAGACUUACACUAUUGUACAUCCAGCAACCAAGGAUCUGAGCAUACUGGGACAGCAAGUAAGAAAGGAAUGUGGUACAUUUCAUACAUACAUGUUGAGAAAGCUUGAUAAGUUUCGUGCCAGAUAUCCACCAGGUAGUGAUCCUACAUAUGGGUUGUAUGAUCACAAAACAUUUUUGCAUAAGUUGGAGGUUUUGGAUAUAAACAACAUGCUGUGAAAAUACAUGAAAGUAAAAUUUUAUGUGAAUCAUAAUCUCUAGUUUUUGUUUUUACUGUUUAUUCUGUUAAUUAAUCAUGAUCAACCUACAUCAGUGUAUAUUUGCAACGAAUUAUUAGAUGUUUAGACAUAUAACCCUAAAUAUGUAUUCUAACCAAUACUCAUAUAAUGCAUAAACACUUUAUAUUACAUUAGGUCAAAGUAUUGAAUAAAUGAACUAAAAUAAUAGCUUACUGUUUUAUUCUCUCUCUCUCUCUCUUUCUCUCUCAAAUGUAAACAUUUCAGUCUUAUAUUUUCUUUGUUUCACUAAUUGUUUUAAAUUUUAUUACCAAAUGAUAUAAAAAUAUUUAAGGAUAUAUUACCAUAAAGAGUACUAAAUUUUUUUUUUCUAUUUGUACACUGAAUAAAUCCUUGUAUAUUUGAUUGUA
Octopus sinensis (East Asian common octopus) is the source of this 1425-nucleotide messenger RNA. RefSeq names its product integral membrane protein 2B. The record is from RefSeq and is a predicted model, not a curated record. The transcript is spliced from 6 exons. NCBI's taxonomy places the organism in Eukaryota, Metazoa, Mollusca, Cephalopoda, Octopoda, Octopodidae. Gene Ontology annotation, cellular component: extracellular exosome; Golgi apparatus; plasma membrane. The coding region runs from base 144 to 998 and encodes 284 amino acids. Gene Ontology annotation, molecular function: amyloid-beta binding. Gene Ontology annotation, biological process: negative regulation of amyloid precursor protein biosynthetic process.